Suillus fuscotomentosus is the source of this 1611-nucleotide messenger RNA. RefSeq lists its product as uncharacterized. The transcript is spliced from 3 exons. Lineage: Eukaryota; Fungi; Basidiomycota; Agaricomycetes; Boletales; Suillaceae. The coding region runs from base 1 to 1611 and encodes 536 amino acids. Gene Ontology annotation, molecular function: DNA-binding transcription factor activity. Gene Ontology annotation, biological process: regulation of DNA-templated transcription. The record is from RefSeq and is a predicted model, not a curated record.
AUGCGCACUUCAAGACUAUCAGUCUCCCGUGAACGCGAUGGAACGACCCUCACUCCUCAGAGAAAACACCGUAAAUUACUCAAGGAUGGCUCCAGUGAAGUCUGGCCAGAAGAGAUUGAGAGAAUAUUCGUUCAAGGUCUUCGAGAAUACUGGGAAUCACCUUGGGCAACUUACUCUCGUGGCAGAAGUCGUUGGAGAAACCAGUUCUUGGUCGAGUACCUGCAGCGCGCUGGAAUAGACCGUUCCAAGAAGCAAGUCGCAAGCCACAUACAGGUACUUCGUAAUAUGUGGAAAGGCGAACAUGAAUACCACUUGGUGGCUGGUGGUGAGGAAUUACUCCUGGAUACCGGUCUCCCUACGUCGGUCAAAGCAGAGGAGUCACCCGACUCCCAUAUGAUGGCAUCCAUGUUCCUCGAUGAUCACUCCCCAGCAUCAGACCGUCCCGGUCGUCCGGUGUCUCGUACGUCCCGCCAUAAUCUCCCUCGUGCAAGUCCCGCCAUAAUGGGUUCAAAGACCGAACCCAUAAUGCCGCCAUAUCCGAAUCCCCGGAUACCAACGGCCGACGACGGAUGCCGUCGCGUACGGUCAAUGUCCACUUCUGCUAGCGCUGACCAACGGCGACUUUCGCCAUUGGCAUCUUCCCUCUCCCCUGAUAUAUCGGUCCGGCCAACAGCAUCGCAAUCGUGCCCACAUGUACCACGUACUGCCACACGUGCGGACUUCGACUUUAACCGUGGCUAUGAACGGCAAAAUCAAUCCGUGCUCACCGCUGACCAAAUGUCGCCGGACCUCCUUCUUUCGAAUUCUCCCCGGGUUCAGAACUCAUCAACGCUGUUCUCAUGCACACUUCGUCCUUCAUUAUUGACAGGAUUGUCGCUUUGGGCAGAGGGAAUGCAUCCCGCCACGGUGUCGGUGGAUGCUCUUUCCUCGCAAACACAGCCAACGGACUUGAACGCUUCGGUUGUGGCACUACGUGUCAAGCUCCGCCUCCCUCCAAUAGAGGCUCCAUACUCCCCGGCCCUCCACGGCUUUCAAGGAUCAAUUACAUGCGACGCUCCACGUACCUCCAGUAUUAGGUGCUCCACAGCUGUUUUCGUCCGAAACCAGUGUGUCUCUCGGGAAAGCAGUUAUUGUUCCGUAAUAGCUGCGGAUGCUACCGGACCUGAAAUACUGGAUCACAUCACCCUACUCUUGCCCGAUUCCCAGCUCAGUCGAAGUCGGUGGAUAGAUCCUGGUGAGUACUUGCGUUCAGACACGCUGCCUCGUGUUAACAACGCGACAACAGAUAUGCAAACAUGCAUCAUACAGAAAAUUGUGGUUGAUGAACAAGUCAUAGCAGCCAUUUACUACGAUCUCGACAGAAGGCAGUGUGAAAAUUUGCCGUCUGUGGAGCUCAUUGGAUUCCAAAAAUACACCGGCCACGCGGACACCACUCUAGUGCCAAAUACCAGUGGCGCCUUCGUACCAAACUACACUUAUGCACCUGGACACAGCAUACCUCGUACCAUCCAUGCCACUCCAACGUCUUUGUCUCAUGCACUCAUUCCUCCUAGCACGGAUUCUUCCCGAGCUAUUCCUUUUCAUGAAUCGCCUUACAUGAUGCCUUCAUGA